AUGGAGUUUCCAUACGUCGUUUGGAUAGGAGUCGGUUACAAAGAAGAAAAAAAACAAGUAUGUGGUGGUGCACUGAUCGCUCCUAACAUCGUCUUAACAGCGGCUCACUGCAUUUAUGAUGUAAAAAACCAGAAAUUUAAAGAAGAACCGUUUUCAGUUGUUUUCCAGUCAAUCGAUAUUUAUGAAAAUGGCUAUUCCAUUCCUGUCAGUAAAAUUUAUUCUCACAAGUUAUUCAAACCAUUAGAAUCAUUGCGUUACGACAUAGCCGUACUGAGGCUAAAACAAAGUGUUCGUGUUGGUGGAGAAUCACCCAAUAAACUAGCAUUACUACCAGAAGAACACGAAAAAUAUUCUGGUAAAUUUCUAACUAUCAUGGGUUUUGGACAUGAUGGGUUUGAUGAAACCAUUGAUAAUGAAACACAUGAGAAAAAACACGCUUUGACGACCAGUGGAAAAUUGAAAUUUGCAACCGUUAAACUCAAUGGUUUGUAUGAUUGUGAUGGUCUGCCAGAUCGACUGUGUGGCUAUGUGAAACAAGGCUCAGAUAAUACACAUAGAACAGCUUGUUUUGGUGAGAGUGGAAGUCCUCUUAUGCGUAAAAACAAAGUUGUUGGAAUUAUGACUUACGUAACCAGUAUAUUGUGCAACACGAAUCAAGAAAUUGGAUUUGCCAGAGUCUCGUACUUUUUAGAUUUCAUUAAAGGAGCCAUAAAUGAUCAACCAACGAGUGACACAUUAAUUAAGUUGACAGACGAUUAUGAACUUAUUGAGAUUUUAGCACAAAAAGCUGAAAUAACAACAAACUCACGAAAACUUAAGGAAGUGUUAAAGAAAUUUAAUGAAAUAUUUUUAAAGUAUAUAUCUGUGGACAAAGAGUGUACAAGAUUGUCAGAGUUAGAUAAUCGCGAUGAAAACGAGGAAAAAAAUUUUGAACAAAAGUGUUCGGAAGCUGAUCAUUUGUUUAAAGAGUAUGAACGUUUGCGUAAAGAAAAAAAUGAGUUGUUAAAUUCAGAACCGUAUUGGUAA
This is a messenger RNA of Copidosoma floridanum, 1026 nucleotides long. Its product is annotated as collagenase-like. NCBI's taxonomy places the organism in Eukaryota, Metazoa, Arthropoda, Insecta, Hymenoptera, Encyrtidae. The record is from RefSeq and is a predicted model, not a curated record.